Messenger RNA from Vitis vinifera (wine grape), 1616 nucleotides. RefSeq names its product MLO-like protein 13. Gene Ontology annotation, biological process: defense response. The transcript has 14 exons. NCBI's taxonomy places the organism in Eukaryota, Viridiplantae, Streptophyta, Magnoliopsida, Vitales, Vitaceae. Bases 104 to 1372 code for a protein of 422 amino acids. Gene Ontology annotation, cellular component: membrane. The record is from RefSeq and is a predicted model, not a curated record.
CAUUCUUUGUCCCCCAACCUCAGUAUCAGUGUAUCACCAGGACUUUAUAUUCAGCCCGAUGAUAACUAUUUAUUCGCCAACUAUUACUACUGGGUCCGCUUGAAUGCAUCAAGAUAUGGCGGAGGACGAGUCCCGCUCCUUGGAGUUCACAUCUACAUGGAUAGUAGCUGCUGUUUGCUCCAUCAUUGUUCUGGUAUCUUUUGCUGCAGAGCGUGGUCUUCAUCGACUUGGAAAGUUGUUGUUACAUAAAAGUCAAGACGCACUGUUUGAGGCCUUACAAAAAUUAAAAGAAGAACUGAUGCUGUUGGGGUUUAUUUCCCUUCUAUUAACGGUUACCCAAGGUCCAAUAACCAAGAUAUGCAUUCCUGAUGAUGCUGCAUCUCACAUGCUUCCCUGCAAAAUGCCCACUAGCCACGUUUCAGAGAGCUACCACCGUCGCUAUCCUCCUCAAACUGUAAACGGUAUCGGAAAACGGCUUUUGCUUGAGAGUAGUACUGGCCAGCAUUGUGCCCAGGGGAAAGUUCCUUUGUUAUCACUAGAAGCAUUGCACCAUUUGCACAUUUUCAUCUUUGUAUUGGCAGUAGUUCAUGUGAUCUUCUGUUGCACCACCAUGGUUCUUGGAGGGGCAAAGAUACGCCAAUGGAAGAAGUGGGAGGAUUCAAUUAGGAAUGAACCUAUUUCAAGAAGAAAUGAGUCUGUCCCAGAGCUUGCCGAGAGAAAGGAAACUUUACAUUGGAGGAAGUCGGCUAUAGUAAGUUGGAUGAUGUCAUUCUUCAAACAAUUUUAUGGCUCUGUAACCAAGUCAGACUACAUUACACUGCGAGAAGGAUUUAUAGCGGCCCAUUGUGCUUCAAAUCCUAAAUUUGAUUUUCAUAAUUACAUGAUGAGAACACUUGAAGUUGAUUUCAAAAAAGUUGUGGGCAUAAGCUGGUACCUAUGGCUUUUUGUGGUGUUCUUUCUGCUGCUAGAUGUGGAAGGGUGGCACACAUAUUUUUGGCUGGCUUUUCUACCCUUGAUUCUUCUACUUCUUGUGGGUGCUAAGUUAGAACACAUCAUCACCCGUUUAGCUCAGGAGGUUGACGAGGAAAAGGCAAAGGGCCAUGAAGCAAGAGUGAAGCCGUCUGAUGAACAUUUUUGGUUUCGUCGUCCAAGCAUUGUUCUUUACUUGAUUCACUUCAUUCUGUUUCAGAAUUCAUUUGAGAUUGCCUUCUUCUUCUGGAUCUGGUUUUCUUCAGAGCACAUAUGGAUUCAAUUCUUGCAUCAUGGAAAAAUUGGGCUACAUCAUCCCAAGACUUUUAAUGGGUGCGCUUGUUCAAGUGCUCUGCAGUUACAGUACUUUACCUUUGUAUGUCAUCGUAACCCAGAUGGGUAGCAUGUUCAAGGAAGGCAUGUUUCAUCAACACGUGCACCAAUCUAUACUUGGUUGGGCUCACGGGCAUUCAAAUGAAUAAUUCACCCUCAUUACUGAAGAAUUCAGCUUUCUGGUCCUGCCAAGACUCUCAUGUUAUCCUCUUUUAAGUUUCUUCAUUGGGGAGCAUCAAUUUGACAAUUUGGUUCCUCUUAAUAAUGAUUACUCAUCUUAAUCUAUAUAAAACACACUACAAUUUUCUUUCAAA